UUUUUUUUUACAUUUUAAUUUAAUUCAGACCUUCUGUAAGUAUGCCGUUACCACGUUUGCACAUGCCAAGAAUGCCAAACUGGAUGCCAUUGACAGACUGUCCAAACGUACCAAGUCCCCGAACUGUGUUAGUGGAUUGCAGCAGUGUUCUGGAUCAUCAGGUUGGUGCUGGUAUCUGUGGGUGUUGUGGGGCCUUGCGACCCCGGUACAAAAGGCUGGUGGACAACAUCUUCCCAGAGGACCCAGAGGAUGGCUUGGUGAAGGCCAACAUGGAGAAGCUGACAUUUUAUGCCCUGUCAGCCCCAGAGAAGCUGGACCGGAUUGGUGCCUACCUCUCCGAGCGCCUCUCCAGGGAUGUGGCCCGACACAGAUACGGGCAUGUCUGCAUUGCUAUGGAGGCUCUGGAUCAGCUCCUCAUGGCGUGCCACUGCCAGAGCAUCAACCUGUUUGUGGAGAGCUUCCUCACCAUGGUGCGCAAACUACUGGAGGCAGACAAGCCCAAUCUGCAGAUCCUCGGGACCAACUCAUUUGUGAAGUUUGCCAACAUUGAGGAGGACACGGCUUCGUACCACCGCAGCUACGACUUCUUCGUCUCGCGCUUCAGCGAGAUGUGUCACUCCAGCUACGAGGACCCAGACAUCCGCACCAAGAUCCGCAUGGCGGGGAUCCGUGGGCUGCAGGGGGUGGUGAGGAAGACGGUGAAUGACGAGCUGCAGGCCAACAUCUGGGAGCCGCAGCACAUGGACAAGAUUGUACCCUCGCUGCUCUUCAACUUACAGGACGAGGCCGUGGAGAGCCCGUCCCCCUCUGCGGAGGCGGACAAGGAGAAGGAGAGUCCAGCGGAGCUGACGGAGCGUUGCCUUAGGGAGCUGCUGGGACGCGCCGCUUACGGAAACAUUAAGAACGCAGUCAAGCCUGUACUCAUGCAUCUGGAUAACCAUUCGCUGUGGGAAGGCAAAACAUUUGCAGUGCGCUGUUUUAAGAUCAUCAUGUAUUCCAUUCAGUCCCAGCACUCCCACCUGGUGAUUCAACAGCUGCUGGGGCACCUGGAUGCGAACAGUAAAAGCUCGGCCCGAGUGCGUGCAGGGAUCGUACAGGUGCUGUCUGAGGCAGCGGUGAUUGAGGCCAGCGGCUCCGUAGGGCCCACAGUGCUGGAGGUGUUUAACACCCUGCUGAAGCAGCUGCGGCUGAGUGUGGACUACGAGCUGACGGGCGCCUACGACUACAGCAACAUCGGCUCCAAGAUCAUCAAGGAGCACGAGGAGAGACAGCUGCAGGAGUCUGUCAUCAAGACAAUCGGUUCGUUUGCGGGCACGCUGCCGACCUACCAGCGUUCGGAGGUGAUGCUUUUCAUAAUGGGGAAGAUCCCUGUGCCUGGGAUGUACCCGGCCCUCGGCUCGGCCAACACAGGGUUCGAGGGCAGCCGCAUGAUUCAAGUCAUGCUACUGAAGUCACUCUUACAGGUGACGGUGGGCUUCCAGACCACCAACAUGCUGACAGCCCUGCCCACCUCCUUCCUGGACCCGCUGCUCUCCUUCACGCUGAUGGAGGACGCCGAGGUGCGCCUGCUGGUCCUGGAGAUUCUCAUCAGCAUCAUCGAUCGCCAUGACAACCGCCUAAAAAUCUCCUCCAUCAGUAUAAUCGCAGAUAUCGCAGUGCUGAAACUGAAGGUGGAUAAAUGCUCCAGACAAGACAAUCUAUUCAUGAAGAAGAACUCCCAGAGGUUGUAUCGACACAUCUACCUGGUCUGUAAAGAAGAGAACAGCUCUCAGCGCCACUUUGAGUCCCUCUUCUCCCUACUCGCCCUGCUGUCCAUGGAGCUGGCCAAUGAGGAGGUGGUGGUGGACCUCAUCAGGCUGGCCUUGGCCUUGCAGGACUUAGCAGGCGAGGAGUCGCUGCCCGUGUACAAUCGCUGUGCCAUUCAUGCCCUCUCAGCGGCCUACCUGAACCUCAUCUGCCAGUUGACCACCGUGCCAACCUUCUGCCAGCACGUCCACGAGGUGAUUGAAGGUCGUCAGAAGAGCGUCCCAUAUUUACUGCCAGAGGAUGUGUUUGUGGAGAAACCAAGACUGCCAGAGAGUCUGCCGAAACCUGAAGGGGACGUGGUCUUCUUGCAGUCCAAAAUAGCAGAGACGCUAGGCGGGAGCGGCUACAACACAGAGAGGCUGGCCACACCUUACAUUCCACAGAUAACAGAUGAGGACAGGCUGUCGAAGAGGAAAAGCAUCGGGGACACCAUCUCUCUCCAGCUGGAGAUGGACUCCAGACACAGUCCAGAGAAGGAGCAGAAAACUCCCACCGAGCAGAUCACCUUUGAAACAUUAAAGCAAGCCAUUGUGGACAGUGUGAGCAUGGAGGAGCAGGAGAGGGAGCGCAGGAGGCUGGUGGUGGAGCACUUCCAGACGGCUCCCUUCGAGGAGAUCGCUGCCCACUGCGGAGCCAGGGCCUCCCUUUUGCAGAGUAAGCUCAACCAGAUCUUCGAAAUCACAAUCAGGCCACCCCCAAGUCCUUCAGGAAGCGGCACCAAUGCACAUGGGGGACAGAGCCGCUCCAUCCCGGUGUAUGAGAUGAAGUUCCCUGACCUCUGUGUCUACUGAAGGUGACAAGGUCCCCAACACUGUUUGCCUGAGUAGCCCACCAUUUGUAUUUAUUCAUUUUUGUGUGUUUCUGUUGAAUUUUUUCACCAAAAUCAAACUGUUUUGUUGUUGCUCACACUGACGUGCUUCUUUUGCACCUUGCGUUGUUUGACUUUUAAAAUUGUGGUAAGUGAUAAAAAAAAUGACUAAUAUUGAGGAUGUCAAUAUUUUAAUGGUUCCGUGUACUAUCGCGGCACAUGGUUGAGGAACAAAUCUUAUUUGCCAAAGUCCCUCUGUUUACUUACUGUGUGCUGAUGCUCAACAACAACGAAUCAUACAAGGCACGUCACAACACUCUGAUUUUUAAGGAAACACUAUUUUGAGUUCCUGUACUUACCUUGAAGAAAGCAUGUCAGUGUGACCAACAGCUGGUGUUGCAUCAUCUUAAAACAUGGAAGAUGCCUGGUGUCACAGGAAAGCCAGUGAGAUGGUAAUUAUCACUAUAAUAAUCAAACAUGAAAUUACACUGCAAACAUUUCCAUAAAAUAACUUCCAAUGGAAUACUUUGAUGUGUCUCUUCAGCAAGUCAAGUCAAUCAGAAGCUCUAUCCUGUCCCUAUGUUUGUUGUGGUGCAAUCAUGUUAGCUUUACAGUUUACUACCGUAGAUUUCAUGAAUCAGUGUAAAAACUCUAUGCGUACCUACACCAAAAGGUACCUCAGUGCAUCGAAUGUUCUCAAAAUAGCUACCGUUAAGAAUGUCUGUCUUCGUGUGCACUGUUUCAUUUGUAUGGUACAAAAUACUUUUAUGGUUAUGAACAUAUGUAACUACUCUGUAGACUAGAGCAUCACCACGCUCGUCAUGGCAUACUUGUGCAAGAUACAAAGACUGCCUUAAAUGCUGAUCGAAUUGUGAAAGAAUGUACUGUAAGACUGUAAGACUCAGACUUCUGACAUUAAUUGUUUAGACAUAGGGAUGCACCAAAACCAAUACGACUACAAUAAAUUGGCUCUUCCAGUUAAUUCUUAUUAGCACUUUUUAUUUAUUUAUUUUUUUAACAAAUUUAACAUUUGUUUAAUUCUUUCAUCAAAAUUUUUUAUUUUGGAAACAUUAUAGCGAUCAUAAGAUAAACAUGUUCUCCAUGAUUAAUUGAUCUUAUUUAUUGUCAAUUAUAAGUCAAUUGCCAAAAAAAAGUUUAUUGUCAAAAGUGAAGUACCCAAAUACUUGCACUCAGUAUGGUGCAUCCUUAGUUUGUAUGAUGCAGACAUCUGGUGUGCAUUUCCCGAAACCAUAGUUGCUAACUACGUUAGCUACUUUGUUGUUGCAAUUUCCCAUUGACAACUACUGAAGUUGCUAACUGGCUAACAACUACGCUUUCGAGAAAGGCACCUCUGGUGUGCAUCGAUGAAAUAGUAAGUAUUAUCAAGCAAACUGUUACAUCAGAAAGGUCUGGAAGGCUUUGAGCUGGUGUACUCAUAGUGCAUAUCUUGUAGUGCAUGUAUGUGUGUCUGUUUGUUGUGUAUGUGGGGUGUCUACAUGCUGCAAUAAUUUUGUACCGAGAAGCAAUAAUAAGAACUUAGAGGAAUUAAGCUGUAAGCCAACAGAAGGGGAGACAUAGUCACACUGAGAAGAUGAGUUUUGAUCAGAAAUUAAUAUUACGCUGGAUACUUUCAAUAGUUUUUGUUACUUACAUGUUCACGUCAUCGUAAGAAGCAUAGCAUUGUUUUGUCAACAAACCGCUAUAUUUGUCACUGGUGUUAGAUAUCUAGUAUACUGGUAUACAUUUAACAAAUGCUUCUUGUCAUGCACAUAUUAUUAUAAGCACUGUGUUUCAUCUCAGGAAAGGAAAAUGCAUCUGAUGACAAUGAAAAUGAAUUCAGCUCAGAAAAAUGAAUUCAGGGGUGCAUUUCUCAACACCAUAGUUACUAACUAAGUUAGCUACUUUGAUGUUUGCAACGCAAUUUCUCAUUGACAACUACCAAAGUUGUUAACUGGCUAACAACUAUGCUUUCGAGAAACGCACCCCUGCUCAGCUUGAGUGAGCUGCUCUGAACGUAAUGAUUGUAAAUGACAAUGUUGAGGAUAAUUCGAGCUUUGCUCCUUGUAAAGAUGCAUCCAAUGGAUUAUGAAAAGAAGCUGCUGUACUGUAUAACGGUGGUGCAGGGGUUGGGAUGCAAGGGCCUCUUGUUUUGAAGAGGUGGGCUUGCUGGUCCUAUGAAAAAAAAAAUUAAAGCGGCCAAUCAAUGAU
Messenger RNA from Engraulis encrasicolus (European anchovy), 4822 nucleotides. It is a transcript of the gene efr3ba, whose product is annotated as EFR3 homolog Ba (S. cerevisiae). Gene Ontology annotation, cellular component: plasma membrane. NCBI's taxonomy places the organism in Eukaryota, Metazoa, Chordata, Actinopteri, Clupeiformes, Engraulidae. The coding region runs from base 42 to 2597 and encodes 851 amino acids. The transcript is spliced from 23 exons. The record is from RefSeq and is a predicted model, not a curated record. Gene Ontology annotation, biological process: protein localization to plasma membrane.